Messenger RNA from Varanus komodoensis (Komodo dragon), 4550 nucleotides. It is a transcript of the gene KDM4B, whose product is annotated as lysine demethylase 4B. The record is from RefSeq and is a predicted model, not a curated record. Lineage: Eukaryota; Metazoa; Chordata; Lepidosauria; Squamata; Varanidae. Bases 273 to 3557 code for a protein of 1094 amino acids. Gene Ontology annotation, molecular function: histone H3K9 demethylase activity. The transcript is spliced from 22 exons. Gene Ontology annotation, cellular component: nucleus. Gene Ontology annotation, biological process: chromatin remodeling.
GGUCGUGGGGCUGCUACUCGACGCCCGCUCACGGCCAAUCGGCGCUGUGCGGGGGCGGGCGCUGCUCGGCCGUUGGAGGAGGAGGAGGAGGAGGAAAGAAAUUGGCAACGGCAGCCCUCCCCAGCCGCCCCUCCCCCCUCGCCGCGCUCGCGCUGAGGCGACUUGCGGAGGCCGCUGAGGCGGCGGCGAGCGGGGCUCCCGGAGGAGGGCGGCGGCGGCGGCGACCGACGACGACGACUGGAGCCGCGGACGGGUACUGAAAACUCAUCAGCAUGAUGGGGUCUGAAAACCCAAGCCCGCAGAACCCCAGCUGUAAAAUCAUGACGUUCCGUCCAACUCUAGAAGAAUUCCGGGACUUUGGAAAAUAUAUUGCUUACAUAGAAUCACAGGGUGCUCAUAGAGCUGGGCUUGCUAAGGUAAUUCCCCCCAAGGAGUGGAAGCCUCGCAGAAACUACGAUGACAUCGACAGCAUGGUGAUCCCGGCUCCCAUCCAACAGGUGGUGACAGGGCAGUCAGGGCUCUUCACCCAGUACAAUAUUCAGAAGAAGCCCAUGCUGGUUGGAGAUUAUCGCCGCUUAGCCAACAGUGAGAAGUACUGCACCCCACGUCACCAAGAUUUUGAUGACUUGGAACGCAAAUACUGGAAGAACCUGACUUUUAUGUCACCUAUUUAUGGGGCAGAUAUCAGCGGUUCUCUGUAUGAUGCAGAUGUGGAAGAGUGGAACAUUGGGAGCCUGAACACACUCCUAGACAUGGUGGAGCAUCAGUGUGGAAUCAUCAUAGAAGGCGUGAACACGCCCUACCUCUACUUUGGGAUGUGGAAGACCACAUUUGCUUGGCAUACAGAAGACAUGGAUCUUUACAGCAUCAACUACCUGCAUUUUGGAGAGCCCAAAUCCUGGUAUGCCAUCCCUCCAGAACAUGGCAAGCGUCUGGAAAGACUGGCAAAAGGAUUUUUCCCUGGGAGCUCUCAAGGUUGUGAUGCCUUCCUCCGUCACAAGAUGACUCUAAUUUCACCCUCAAUCUUGAAGAAAUACAGCAUUCCCUUUGACCGGAUCACCCAAGAAGCUGGGGAAUUCAUGAUUACUUUCCCUUAUGGCUACCAUGCAGGAUUCAACCAUGGGUUCAACUGUGCUGAGUCCACCAACUUUGCCACACUGCGAUGGAUUGACUAUGGGAAGAUGGCUACCCAGUGCACGUGCCGGAAAGACACGGUGAAGAUCUCCAUGGAUGUUUUUGUGCGGGUCCUCCAACCUGACCGGUAUGACCUGUGGAAGCAAGGGAAAGACAUCACUGCUUUGGACCACAUGAAACCAACAGCUAUAACCAGCCCAGAGCUGGAAGCCUGGAAUCAGACAAAGGACGCCUUGAAAGCAAAGAUGCUGCGCAGGGCAAACAGGAAGCGGAGCCAACCCCGGAGGCAUAAGACACAGGAUCAGAAGUCGCUCGGGGAUGUCAUGACAAUGGAGACUGCCUUGGGUGAAGGGAAAGAGAAGGAGGAGCAGAGGAGGGUCCCCAGCUUGGAUGAAGAAGAGAAAAGCAAAGAGGGAGACUGCAAGCCGAAGAUGCGCAUUCCAAAACUAAAAGGCGAGAGGAAGAAGAGGCAGCUGCAUCCUCACCCUGGGCCCCAGCCCCCACCGCUCCCCCUGCACCAGCUUCUGCCACCACUGCUCUUGCCCCAGCCUCCACUCCAAUCGCAGGAGGAAGGGCAGCCACAGAUCUCUCCAGCAGAACAGGGGCCUGAGCCCAAGCUGACCAAGCCCAGCUCUGUGGAAGAAAGCCCUCCUCCGAUGCCUGCCCUGGACAGCCUGUCCUCUGAAGCCCCCACCGAAGAGGAGGAGUCACAGCAGCGGCCCAUCAUCCCGAUGCUUUAUGUGGUUCCGCGGCACAACAAGAGCUCCUCGGAGAAGAAGCGCUUGUCCUGCCAGGAGGUUUUCGAACGCUUUGUUGCAAAAGAUGCAGGUUCCUCCUCGGAUCUUGGGGGGAAGGAUGAGGAGAAUGCUGACGGGGAGAGCACAGAGGUCUCUGCUGAACCCAGUAAACUGCAGACAUCUUCAACUUUUUCUAAACUGAAGAUGGAGAUUAAGAAAAGCCGGCGCCACCCCUUGGGCAAGCCACCAACACGUUCCCCCUUGUCAGUGGUGAAACAGGAAGCCUCGAGCGAUGAGGAAACCCUCCCAUUUUCCAGCGAGGAGGAUGUUGGUGAUCCAGAGCCCCUGAAGUCCUUGCUUUCCCUCCAGUGGAAAAACAAAGCACCCAACUUUGCCGCCGAGAGGAGAUUCAACGCUGCCGCUGCCCUGAGCGAGCCGUACUGCGCCAUCUGCACUCUCUUCUACCCCUACAGUCAGAUGGAAAAAGAUACAGCCUCUCUGCCUCCUGGGGAAGCUGCCUCAGCCCAGCCCCCUUUCAAAAGCGGGCAGAAGACCAAGCCACUGAUCCCAGAAAUGUGCUUCACCUCGAGUGGCGAAAACACAGAGCCCCUCCCUGCCAACUCUUACAUUGGGGAGGAUGGCACCAGCCUCUUGAUAUCGUGUGCCAAGUGCUGCCUGCAGGUUCAUGCCAGUUGCUAUGGGAUACAUCCUGACCUUGUGAGUGAUGGGUGGACCUGUUCCCGGUGUUCGGCCAAUGCACUUCUAGCGGACUGCUGUCUGUGUAAUCUCAGGGGAGGAGCCCUUCAAAAGACCACAGAUGGAAGGUGGGUCCACGUAAUCUGCGCGAUUGCAGUCCCAGAGGCCCGUUUCCUCAACGUCAUUGAACGUCACCCUGUAGACAUCACUGCCAUUCUGGAGCAGCGGUGGAAACUGAAAUGCGUGUACUGCCGGAAGCAGAUGAAGAAGGUGUCGGGGGCCUGCAUCCAGUGCUCCUAUGAGCAUUGCUCCACCUCGUUCCACGUGACCUGUGCCCGGGCAGCCGGGGUGCCCAUCGAGCCAGACGACUGGCCCUACAUCGUGUCCAUCACCUGCUUCAAGCACAAGGCGGCCAACCACACAAUCCUGUUUCCCAGGGAGAUAUCGCUGGGCCAGACGGUGAUCACAAAGAACCGGAACGGCCUCUAUUACCGGUGCAGAGUGAUUGGCAUGACGACACAGGUGUUCUAUGAGGUCAAUUUUGAGGAUGGGUCUUACAGCGACAACAUAUAUCCAGAGGACGUUGCCAGCAGGGACUGCCUCAAGAUGGGACCGCCUGCAGAGGGUGAGCUGGUCCAGCUGCACCUGACUGAUGGCAACACAUACCAGGCCAAGUUCAUCACUGCACACAUCAGCCAGAUCUUUCAGGUAGAGUUUGAAGAUGAAUCUCAGCUGAUGGUCAAGCGAGGUGAAAUCUACACCCUUGAGGAAGAGCUCCCCAAAAGAGUAAAAUCACGCCUGUCCCUCAGCACUGGGGCUCCUCAGGAAGAGGCAUUUUCUGGAGAUGACUUGAAAGCCGCCAAGCGCCCCCGGGUGGGCAUCACCAAAAGCCCCGAAGACAGCGGUCCCAGCUCCGACUACUUUGCCAUCAUGGAGACAUUGCUGCAGCCCCCGCAGCAGCCCGGGGGGCCGAGCAAUACCAUGUUCUAAACAGGAUGAACAAUGAUUUAAUUUAAGCAACAACAACAAAAAGCGACUCUUUAAAACAUCUUUUCUCGCAUCCUUGCAGAAAGUAAUUUAAGUAGAAAACUGUGGAGCAAGAGACCUAGCCUUUGUGCAAUAACUUUGCAAAUGAAUUCCUUUCUUCUGUUCUUGGUUUGGACUCCAGAGAAGUUUGUCUUGCUCUGGCUACCUCUGUUUUUCCUGCUGUUGGAUUUUUGAGUGGAUGAAAUCUUCAGGGUGGGGCACAACCCUUCUCCAUAAAAACAUUGGAAGAAAUAUGUGCAGAUGGACCUGUGACUGAACUUUCCAUCUCUUGUUAGUAUGUUUUACUUGGUAAAAGCUUUGAGAAGUGUUCGAAACCUACAAAAUAACUCCAGUUUUUUGAAAUCUCAGCCAUUUUUCUCUCUCCUUGCACUUUCUCCCUCUAAGAUUUCUUUCCUUUCACUUUUUGAACAAGGUGCUAUUUCCCUGACUACUGAAGCAGCCUUCUUUGGAAUUCGCAAUUUGUGUAUGUAUAUAUUAUAUAUACAUAUAUAUAUUAAAAAUUGCCUUUGACAUUUUCUAUAAAAAAAAAGAAAAACUUUUUUUUUAACAAGCAGGAACAAAAUGAAAAAGUGGUUUCCACUUUUUCCCCCUGGAAAAUGGCUUUAAAAUUAACAAAAUGCCCAUUCUGGUGCUGUAAGUACAGCAGGACAGAGCAACUUGUAACCCUUCAGAUAUUUUUGGACUCCGAACUUCCCUUUGCCCCAUCCGACAUGGCCCAGUGGCUGGGGAGUUGUAAGCCAGCAACAUCCGGAGGGUGCUUGGUUGCCCAUCCCCACGCUAAUUUAAAAGAAGAGAGAGUUAUGGCCAUCUUGGGAAAGCAGGUUUUUUUGAAAUACCUCUUUUCGGGGAGAGAAUAUUGCGAGAAUGUUUGUGUCAAAACAAGAAAGUUUCUCUUCAGUCAAAAUGUUUUGUAAUAAAUGAUACCAUCACAAGUUA